AUUUUAACUGAUAAUGCGACAAAAUGCAGAGAUAUCCUCACACAUACUCAAGACGAGAUCCAAGGCGACCAAAGUCAAGCUUUCUUGCUUUGAACUUAUCGGAAUCUCUUUUCACUGUUGAUACUGUUAUAGGAUCAGUACAGAGCAAAUCGACAUACAUAAGUGAAGAUUAUGGAGACAACGUUUCAUCAGAUAUUGACGCUGGGAGUGCACGACUUGCCUUCAAGAGAAAAGAUGAAAACCGAGAAAGCGGCCCAUCCUCUCCAACAGGAAGUCCACAACAAAGAGAAUGCGAAUCGGAAGUUUCAGCUGGUCGAUCUUUGAUUGAACCGUCUGUCGACUGGACCGUUUUUAAAUCAGCUGAUGCAAAUUUGACGUUUGUAACGAAAACCUGGCGUCAACUUCAUCCACAAAAAAGUUACAUUUCCCUCUCUAUAAAAUGUUAGAAAUUAGAAUUCGGGUGAUGCAAAGUGAGACAUUGCAUAAAACGUGUCGACGUGACAAAUUUGAAACAACGACAUUUCGAAAUCUACCACCAUGUACUCUCAGUAUUUCAAAUUAAAUGAAAUAUAUCAAUCAGUAUAGCUUCUUAUAGAUUGACAUAAAUAUACGACUAAGCUGUAUUAACGACUUUCUCUAAUACGGACAUAUGUGAAUUACCGAUACGAACAUGAACAACAGUUCUGCAUUUUGGUUGGAUGAGAUUGUCCGAAAAGGUCGAAUCUAUGAAAAAUUCGCCUUCGGUAUCUUCUGAUUCCUAAAGCUUUCGGAUUUGUUGAGUUUUGAAUGCUUCACAUGACGUGUUACAUGAAACGUUUUGAGAAAAAAUUGAAAAUACCCUUAUAAAAUCAGUUUUCGAACACAAAACCUACGUUGUCGGCAGGAUUCGAACCUGCGCGGGCAGAGCCCAACAGAUUUCUAGUCUGUCGCCUUAACCACUCGGCCACGACAACCACCGAGAGAAAGAUUUCAAAUAGUAAAUAUAUAGAUAGUACUCUCGUUUUAUCAUCGUUUCUUUUUACAUAGUUUAAUCAGCGUGUAUAAUUCAACAAUUAACGACCCUGAUUGCAAAAUUAAAGCAUAUUAGUCGCAGUGCAUUUUUACAUUGUCCUAUAAAAUAACACUUUAAAAUGGUUUCCUGUUUUAUAUGCAUAAUUUGACUUGUACUCUGCUAAGUUAGUUCAAGUUGUGAGAAGAGCUUGUUAUAUUUACGUCUGGCUAUUAUAUCUAAGUUAAAUUUCUCGCAAGUGAAUUACUAUGAAAUUUAAUAUUACUUAAAUAAUUUUAAUUUAAUACAAUGCCAUCAGUUCAGUAAAACACAAAGUAUUUUUCUGGCACAACAUUUUUAUUUAAUGUAUAAUACACAUAAUGACCAGACAUAGAAUCUGAAA
Styela clava is the source of this 1391-nucleotide messenger RNA. RefSeq lists its product as uncharacterized. NCBI's taxonomy places the organism in Eukaryota, Metazoa, Chordata, Ascidiacea, Stolidobranchia, Styelidae. The record is from RefSeq and is a predicted model, not a curated record.